UCCUCUUUUCCUUUUCUUCCUUGUUCAGUCAGCCAAACUGAUAAAACAAAAAUACUAGCCACAAUAGUUCCUCCCAAAUUGGCAAAGUCAUGGCAACCCAAUCCGGUCUCUUUACUCCCACCACCAUCACCGCUCCAAAACCCAACUUGAUUCCAUGGAAACCAACCUCUUCGUUCUCAUUCACUAGCACCACAAAGCCUCUCACCUUUUCGACCACCCAAAGAUCUCUCAAAGUUGCCGCUGCAGCCGAAGAGAAAACUGAAACUCCCACGAAAGAGGCCCCAGUAGGCUUCACGCCACCAGAGUUGGACCCAAGCACACCAUCGCCAAUCUUCGGUGGGAGCACUGGAGGGUUGCUGCGCAAGGCACAGGUUGAAGAAUUCUAUGUCAUCACAUGGGAUUCCCCUAAAGAACAAAUCUUUGAGAUGCCAACUGGAGGCGCAGCUAUUAUGAGGCAGGGUCCUAACUUGCUCAAGUUGGCCAGGAAAGAGCAGUGUUUGGCUCUUGGCACUAGAUUGAGAUCCAAGUACAAGAUCAAGUACCAGUUUUACAGGGUGUUUCCUAAUGGAGAGGUGCAAUAUCUUCACCCUAAGGAUGGAGUUUAUCCUGAGAAAGUGAACCCUGGUCGUCAAGGUGUAGGCCAGAACUUUAGAUCCAUCGGAAAGAAUGUUAGUCCUAUUGAGGUUAAGUUUACUGGCAAGCAAGUUUACGACAUAUGAUGUGAUUUAGAGAUGGAGUAAUUGAUUGUUGAAUCUUGAAUAUGCUUUUAUUGUUCAUAGAAAUGGUUGAGAUGUGAACACUUUUAUAUGAUGCUUGAAUGAUUCCUUGUUGAACCAUUAUCCAAUUUGCAAGAUCUGUAACAUCAAUGUUAUAUUUGUAACUUUUAAAACAUUUCCAAGCA
Molecule: messenger RNA, 901 nt
Organism: Ricinus communis (castor bean)
Lineage: Eukaryota; Viridiplantae; Streptophyta; Magnoliopsida; Malpighiales; Euphorbiaceae
Product: photosystem I reaction center subunit II, chloroplastic
Exons: 1
Coding region: 90-719 (209 amino acids)
Biological process (GO): photosynthesis
Cellular component (GO): photosystem I; photosystem I reaction center
Source: RefSeq, a predicted model, not a curated record